UGCUCAGAGGAUACGUGACGCGGCACUCAUCGUCUGGGAUGAAGCGCCAAUGUCACCGGGACUACAACUCAAGGUGGUCAAUAGAUUGCUCAAGGACAUCAUGGGAUCGGAAUUACCGUUUGGUGGGAAACCGGUCCUGUUUGCCAGCGACUUCAGACAGAUACUGCCUGUCGUGCGCAGAGGGACAAGGAGUGACAUUGUAAGGUCGUCGAUUAAAUAUAACUCUCUGUGGCGCGACUUGGAACAACUCAGUCUGACGCGAAACAUGCGUGCCGACAACGACGUGGACUUUGCUACUUGGUUGCUACAGCUCGGGAGCGGCCAGUUGCCAGCGGUCGACAGAGUCAAAAUCCCCCGAGAAAUGGUAUGUGACAUCGCUAAUUUGAUUGAUUUUGUUUUCCCACAGCAAAUGUCUUUGGCAAACAUCGACGAGUUUGUCCGGAAAAUAAUUUUAUGCCCCAGGAACGACGAUUGCAGGUUAGACACUGUUGUGGUUGAUGACCCCGACGAAGUGGCCAAUUAUCCGACAGAGUUCCUCAACACUCUGGAACCGGACGGACUGCCGCCGUACAACUUAACGCUAAAGGUGGGUUCGAUUGUCAUGUUGCUUAGGAACCUUGAUUCUAAAAGACGCCUUUGCAACGGUACGAGAUUAGUUGUCACGGAACUGCGACGAUACAACUUCAAGGCGAGGAUGUUGUCUGGUGGUGCACAGUAA
Molecule: messenger RNA, 718 nt
Organism: Aphis gossypii (cotton aphid)
Lineage: Eukaryota; Metazoa; Arthropoda; Insecta; Hemiptera; Aphididae
Exons: 1
Coding region: 50-718 (222 amino acids)
Biological process (GO): DNA repair; telomere maintenance
Molecular function (GO): DNA helicase activity
Source: RefSeq, a predicted model, not a curated record